GUCAUGUUUAUCUUCGGAAACGAGGCGAUAUAAUAAGUCAUAGAUUCACUUUUUCCGAGAAGCAAACUUUGGGGUUCGGUCCACGAAUUUGACGCAAUUGGUGAUAAAUGAUGGAUCAUAUGUCCUUUAUCUCGAAGAGUCCAGAGAAAUCAAGCCCCAGCCUUCCGGACGACUGUGAGGAAGACGAGGACGAUUCAGUCGACAUUAGAUCGAUGAAAUUUACGCCUUGCAAGGUUCCCCAUGGGAUGCAGGAGGAUGAACAUGAACACCCACCGGAUGUCACCAUGCUUGCCGAAGAUGACGACGAUGAUGGCCAAAUUCAACCAUUCUCCUUAAAUGUUGAUAGUCCUCGGCACCACACAGAUUCUUCUGAAAAGAAAGUCCACUGGUCUAACCAGAACGUUCAAACAUUACUCGACUGUGUAGAACGACAUCUGGAUGAGUUUAAUAUUCAGAAAAAGCACAAACAGGUUUGGCAAACGAUUGGCGCCGAAAUGGAGACGUUCGGAUUCACUAUGGAACACUGUUAUAACAAGUGGAAAAAUCUCCGCCGUGACGUACGCCUCCUAGUGAAUAAUCCUCAGAAGGCGGUUCGCAACGCCGAUAUCCUUCGGCGCGUUGCUCGUUUAAUUCUCGUCAUUUAUCCCAACAUUGAUGCCAACACAAUGCAGGUGAGUGGUGACCGAAAUGGCAAAUCAGCACCGGCCACUCCUGUUGGUGUGCACAACUUGGGCGGCAGUAAAUUAAACGUGCCUUCGGCUUUGCACGCUCCGGAUUCACCUCGCUUUGCUCAAACUGGCUCAUCCACACCCCGCUGUAUCACACCAGGGUUGCACACUGGCACUCCGUGUUCUAGAAAACACAAAAAUGACAAAGAUUUGCUUGAUCCUUCUGUUCCCGGCACAGUGCUAUUCACUAACCUUGCUGUAGACACUGAAAGCCCUGAAUACACUGUGGAAACAAAGCAAAACGACGUGCCAACUACUAGUUUCCCGUUUAUUUUCAACCCUGCUGCUGCUGCUCUCUUAGUCCAAUCCCAGUUAUUCAAUGAUUUGUUGCGUCAGCAGCAAAGGACUCAAGGGGAUGAUUCGGUGCAACGAGAAAAUGCCCAACGUGAUCAACCGAAACCGGCCUCGAGCACACCCAAAUUUAAUGUUUUAUCGCACUCUCAUUCUCCUGCCCCUCCAACGGGACUCACAAAUGGCAACGGAAUUCACUCCAGUAGUACCGUCCGGUCUGUGUCGUUGGCAUCCACCUUAUUAAACGGCCUCACGGGGACAGAUAAUUGUAACUACCUGGUAGCGUCCACGAAUCCACAUGGAAUCCACGAUAUGCAAACUCAGAUAAACAGACUUCCACCAGGUAGUGAAUUGGCCGGCGUUGUAGAACGUUUGCGUGAUGAAGAGACGGUGCAUCUCCGACUGACCGAUAUGAUGACACACAUCGCUGAUGAACUCCGCGCGGCCGGAAUGCGCCGCCGUGCCGCUUUAGAUCAAUUGUUAGGUAUAAUGCAGGGCGCUCGCAUUCCCACCACCUUACUCCAUAAAUCCAUGCCUGCCGAUUCUAACAGUCGAAUCUGACAGAAGAUAUGCAAUUAGUUCUGUGCUAAUUUUUUACUAAUUUUCCAAUUCAGCCAACAUUGAAAUGAACUACGCAUUUACUCAUCCCCGGUUCUUAUCUCGAGCAUUUCUAGACGGCAAAAUUAAUCCAGUCCUGCGUUGCGUUCUGUGCACUGCUACGCACCUCCUGCUAACUGUGUAUCUCUGUUAGUUGCAUAAUGAUUGUUGGCUAGUUGGAAAUGGAUCUUCGUAUCUUAGCCACCUUAUUGUACGCAACCACCACCUUACUUCUCGGUUUUGCACCCCUCGUGACGUAUCCGGGGGGCUUAUCGCAGUGCACUAUGGCUGUGCCGUGUACCCAAACUUUGUGGUUUCGUGCGGAGCACUUGCGGUCUCCCAUCACUUUCAGUCCUUAUUUUUGAUAUUCCAGGUGACCUUGACCCAUUCCUCGUUUUACAACGUUUAUUGACGUCUGUCCUUUUCCAGUUUGUGCUAAUUGUUUCAAAAUCACUUUGACUCGAGAUUUCGUUCUCUCGGUCAAUCUUUGAGCACAGUUUUAACCGAGCCUUCCAGCAUGUAAGCUCGCGUGCCUCUUCGGUCUUUGACCAGAAGCUGAUACAUUUUGAUUCAUUUUGCUCCAUCGGUUCAAUUAAUGACACCAUAUCAUGCCAAUGUGCGCCUUGUUUUUUAUUCGCUCGGCGAUUAUCCGCAUUUUAAGGUGGCUUUUUACUUCUCAGUGACAUAUCACUGCCAUGUUGCAAGCCUAUCCUGUUCUGGGCGUGUGAGGCUAAUUUCCCAUAGUUUUGAUACGUGUACUGUGUCGUCGUUUUUUUGUCUAUUUUAUAUUCGAUUCACUUUUUUCUGUCAGUUUUUGCCUUUUUCUGGCACUGAACAUCGUGCUGGUACCCAUCUUUACCACAAUGUAGUUUGUUUAUUUACGAUGUCUGUUAUUCUUUCGCAAACUCUCCCCUACGCACGACAAAUCCGUCUCCGUGACCAACUUGACUCCUCCUCUUUGCUCAUCCUCUUUAGAACUCAGCUCCCGAUUGUGUUUUCUUACAUUGGACAAACCUCCAAUCACCAUAUCCUUGCAUUUCUCUUUCCACCGAAGACUAUUUUUUACUAUGUCACGACUUGGAUUUUUAAUAUGUAUUCGUUCCUUUUGUCAUGUAAAUACUAUGCCUCUGUCCAUUC
Molecule: messenger RNA, 2753 nt
Organism: Dicrocoelium dendriticum
Lineage: Eukaryota; Metazoa; Platyhelminthes; Trematoda; Plagiorchiida; Dicrocoeliidae
Source: the annotation of a GenBank genome assembly